Molecule: messenger RNA, 843 nt
Organism: Armigeres subalbatus
Lineage: Eukaryota; Metazoa; Arthropoda; Insecta; Diptera; Culicidae
Exons: 2
Coding region: 71-427 (118 amino acids)
Source: RefSeq, a predicted model, not a curated record
ACCAACAAGCUUCAGUAUCUUUUAUAAAUCUACGCAGAAGACGUUAGAGGUUGAUUUUAGCAACAGCACCAUGAUAAAAGAAGUGUUAAUAAUCAAUAUGCUAAUUGCAUUAUGCAUGUGCCUUCCCGCGUCGGUGGAUCAGAAACAGUCGGUGGCAGCCGUCGUUGAGCAAAUCCCCGUGGCGGAGAGCAACGAUGCCAAUGAGGAGCUGGACACUGCAGAAACUGCCCAUCGCGGACAUCACCAUCGCCGGCAUGGUGGCUUCGGUUAUGGUGGCGGUUACGGAGGCUAUCGUGGUUAUGGCGGUGGCGGAUACGGAGGCGGUGGAUUCGGUGGCGGUUAUGGAGGUGGAUUCGGAGGAGGAUAUGGAGGUGGUGUGGCGGUUGCAGUUGGUGUUGGAGUGGGAGGUGGUUUCCUUGGUCGAUAAUAAAAGAGUUAAGUUCAGCUACGUCAUAAGACGUGUGUGUGUGUGGUGAAACGUACCCUUUGAUGCUAUGAGUGUCAUACUUUUAUAUAUAAAUGUCAGUAUGAGAGUACAGUCAGUCACAAAAUUUAACGGAUUAGAUGAACAUAUUUAAGAAUCCAAAGAAUAAUACAUUGUUCUUUAGGUUUCCAUUAAUUCAUUUCAAUAUUAUUCUUUUUUAUCAUGUUUAUAAGGUACAUUGAGGGAAGUAGAGAAGGAAAAAUCGAUAGUGCAUGUUUGAAUUAGUGUAAAACCAGUUUAAAUGAUUUAAAUGCAUUAAAUCGAAAUGGGCUAUCAAAAGCAGUCAAUUUUGUACCAACUGUGCGGAAAUACAUACCAUGUUGGUCGCUUGAAAUUUAUGAAAAUAGAUUUCAAAGUUA